Messenger RNA from Ustilaginoidea virens, 624 nucleotides. RefSeq lists its product as uncharacterized. Gene Ontology annotation, molecular function: structural constituent of ribosome. Gene Ontology annotation, biological process: mitochondrial translation. The record is from RefSeq and is a predicted model, not a curated record. The transcript is spliced from 2 exons. Bases 1 to 624 code for a protein of 207 amino acids. NCBI's taxonomy places the organism in Eukaryota, Fungi, Ascomycota, Sordariomycetes, Hypocreales, Clavicipitaceae. Gene Ontology annotation, cellular component: ribosome; mitochondrial large ribosomal subunit.
AUGGCUGAAGCAGUCAAGGCAGCGGCUCGCCAGCUGCCGUCCUUCCGGCUCGGCCAGAAAAAGGUUUUUCUGCCAAACCACGUCAUCACCUUGCUGCGAAAGGAGCAUCUGCCCCCCAACGAGGCCUGCUUCCAGGUCCCGCUGCGAUUCACCAAGCUCGACCUCCGCGACUACCUGUGGAACCUGUACAACGUCGAGGUCACCAAGGUCCGGGCCUACGUCAAGCAGCAGCCGUUGACGCAGCGCGAUUCCCACUCGCGCUCCUGGUACCGGCCGCAGUCGCAGAAAAUCAUGACGGUCGAGCUGGCCAAGCCGUUCCAGUGGCCGGACCUGCCGACCGACCUGGAGCCGUGGUCCCACGAGCUGUGGACGAUGCGGGAGGGCUUGAACGAGAAGCGCCGAGAGCAACAGGCCAACAAGAGCGAGUUCAAGAUUCCGCUCAAGAGCGCCGAGCCGUUGUCAAGGGAGAGACGAGAGCUGGCUGCUUUGGCGAAGAAGAUGGUCGAGGGGGAGGUCAAGUGGUCCAAUGAUGUCGUGCUGGAUCCGAAGUGGGAUGCUCUGUUGGCAAAGGAAGGGGCUGCUGCUAGGCCCAAGCAAGCCAAGGCGUUGACGACAAAGGAAUGA